GUGUCCAACAUGGCGAACGCUGGCUGCGGCUCUCUCGCGACUAUUCUCUUUUUAUUCGUGUUUCCAGCGGCUCUUCACAAAGGAGCUGCACAGUAUCCAGUGGUGAGUCAGAACCUGGUGACAGACAAUGUGUCCGUGGUGGAGGGAGAGAUGGCGAUCAUCAGCUGUCGGGUGAAGAACAAUGACGACUCCGUUAUCCAGCUGCUUAACCCCAACAGGCAGACAAUUUACUUCAGAGACAUGAGGCCACUGAAAGACGCUCGCUUUCAGCUGGUGAACUUCUCAGACAACGAGCUGCGGGUGUCGCUGUCUAAUGUCUCGCUGUCAGACGAGGGUCGAUAUGUUUGCCAGCUCUACACAGACCCCCCACAGGAAGCCUACGCUGACAUCACUGUGCUAAUUCCUCCAGGUAACCCCAUCAUCGAGGCCCGGGACGAAGUCCUGAGCGAGGGAAACGAGACAGAGAUGACCUGCACUGCCAUGAGCAGUAAGCCUCCCGCCACCAUCAGAUGGAUGAAGGGAGAUAAGGAGCUUCCAGGCAAACCCAAAGUUGAGCUGACCUACGACAAGAUGUACACAGUGACCAGCCGCCUGACGUUCACCGUGAAUAAGGAGGAUGACGGCGUACCUGUGGUUUGCAUCGUAGACCACCCUGCCGUCAAGGACUUCCAAGCACAGAAAUACCUGGAAGUGCAGUACAAACCGGAGGUAAAGAUUGUGGUGGAAUUUCCUCAGGGUCUGACCAGGGAAGGCGAGAACCUGGAGCUGACGUGUCAGGCCAAAGGCAAACCCCAGCCACAACGGGUGAACUGGGUGAAAGUGGAUGAUGAUGUGCCAUCCCACGCCGUCAUCUCCGGUGGGGAUCUUUACAUUGAAAAUCUCAACAAGUCCUACAACGGAACCUACCGCUGUGUGGCAUCCAAUUCAGUGGGGGAGGCUUACGACGACUACAUCCUCUAUGUCUAUGAUGCUCCCACCACCACCCCUAAACCCACCACUGCCACCACCACCACCACCACCAUCACCACCACCACCUCCUACCCCGAAGCCAAUCAAGAUACUGCGCCCAGCACUGAACCUGCAGCUCAUGAUUCACGAGCUGGAGAAGGAGCACCCAGAACGGUGGACCAUGCAGUGAUCGGAGGAGUUGUGGCCGUGGUCGUCUUUGCCAUGCUCUGCCUACUCAUCGUCCUGGGGCGCUACUUCGCAAGACACAAAGGUACCUACUUCACACACGAAGCCAAAGGAGCAGAUGAUGCAGCGGACGCAGACACAGCCAUCAUCAAUGCAGAGGGUGGCCACACCAACUCGGACGAAAAGAAAGAGUACUACAUCUAAUCAAAACAGGACCCCUCACUCUAGUGUCGUCUUUUGGACACCAAGCUGGUUUUGGGGCCGGGGAAGGGUUAGAGGGAGGUUGAUGGAGGGAUUGGAGUUUGUUCAGGAUCACUUUUAGUGAGAGUAGAGGGGUCAAGGAGUAGAAGAGAAAUGGGUUCUAAAGAAAGGCCUGGUUUUAAGCCGUUGUUUAGUCUAGUCUGCAGAUGUAGAUGGAAUGUUUUGUGUGUUAAAAAAAAAAAUAAAUCAAAAAAGGAGAAAAAAAAUGGGAGGGUUUGGGUUUUCGGUAAAUUGAGAAGGGGAUGGGUUGGGGGUGGGAGGGUGCGCCAGAUGUUGCCAGAAAUCACUGUAGAGAGCUUCACCAUUCGACACCUCCCUAACUGCUGGUACGAAUUUUAUUUAGUUCAACCAUUUGCAGAAAAUUCUGUGCCUUGUUCUGAAUUUUUUUGUUCUAUCCAUACUUUGGAUUUGUGUUGAUCCUCAUUUGCAUAACCUUGUUGCUCCCCUUUCCCCGUUUCAUCUUUCUCACUUGUAAUUAUCAAUGUGCUGUUGGCUUUUGUAUGAGGGUAAAAUUACACAGCCACUUUAUUCAUUCUCCUCAAUGUAUCUGCACACACGCAUCCUCUCCUACAUAACAACUCUCUCCAGUAUACUGUGAUUUGUCUCAAGCCAUUUCUUCCCUCUCUUUUUUUUCCCUGAAGUUUUGACAGCUCCAAAAAUGCAUGGAAUACUUUACAUAUCAUUGUACAAAGGACAUAAAUGAGACACAGGUUGGAUAUUCUGUAUUUGCCCUCCCUGCCCCCUCCUGAACACAACCGCAUUCAAAUCCUGAUCGAAAUGAAGGCAGUAAAGGAUAAUAACGUGAAAUGAUCUUCCCCUUUCAACUUUAAAUUUAUUUUUAGCGACCUAAUUUUAUUCUUCAGAGCAGAUAUACUGCUGCAUCUUAAACAAUUAUUUUUCUUAGUAAAGAGAGGUAGUACGUUAUUUUUCCCCAGUGUGCUGCCAUUUUAUUAUUGCAGUUUCUUCCUCUGUUCGGUAUUAUUUUUUCUCCUAUUUGGCUGAACAGUAGCCCUGUUGUCCCACCGGCUUUCAGUGAGUUGUAAUGAUGAGAUUCAAUUGAUUUCCAUCUGUUCUCACUCUAGAAUAUAUUUUCUUACAAAUGGGAAAGUAAGAAAAUGUUUUCAAACUGUUUUUUGGCAGACUCUCAGUUAAGAUGCCUCUGUAAUAAAAGGCUGUUAAAAAAAAUAAAAAUUGGUAUUAAUGCUGGCCAACCAGCAGCCAAAAGAUGCUGGUGUACUAUACAUAACUCUACUGAAAAGAGAAACAGCCUUAACCAAACUCCAAACUGAAUCACUAAUUCAAAUUUGGGUUCCUAACCUGUACAAAACAUAAAGAAGGUCAUGGCAGUCCAGGUCCUCCCAUCAGCAGGUCCAUGUUAUUUCAUAGACACACAAUUCAAUGUGUAAAUCAAGCCAAUGGAAUCACAGUUGUAUUGUACACUAAUCCUUGCUAAGAAAUAUUUUUUACAAAUUACUAGAAUUACAAUGGAGUACCUUUGUGGAUUUUAUUGUAUCACGGUCAUUGUGAGUUCUGUCAAAUUGUAAAACAAGCAAAUGUUUGGGAAAGUAAAUGUCUUCAAACUGUAAUGCUCUGAGAGACAGGUCAGUCUUUCCACUUUCAUCACACCUUCCAAAUAUCGGCUUCAACGAUCAGCCACAACAUUAAACCUGGAAACCUUAAAACCCGUUUGAAUGUUGUGGCUGUUUAGUGUAUAGCCUCUGGUUUUGCUUUGAUACAGCAGCUUUGAAUGCUUAAACAUUAGAUAUUUUUUGCAUGUCUGUAUGUGCUAACAACCCAUUCCUUCUGCUUCUCCGUCUUGCUUUAUGUUAUCACCUGCCAAAACUGAACGAGGAUCUGUUUUGCUGUGCCAGCUGGGGAGCGCUGAGGAAUGCCAAAAGUAAUUAAUUGUUUGCAACAGAACUUAAUACACAUGUUGUGCUCCGCGGUGUUAAUCCACGGUUUGCAUUAAUGCCCUGGCUUCUUAACAUGGCAAUGACAGUCUAUUGAUGGCAUUAUUUGUCAUUAUUAUGUCUUCACACAGCAAGCAGCUCGCUUAAUGAGUCCGUACUCUAUGUGACAAUUGUGGGUGGAGUGAGGUGGAGGUCUGGGCUGCAGUGUGCACGUUCAGCACUGGAACAGGCAAAGAGUGAAUAUCGUGUGUCAUGAUAUCACAUCAUGCUGAGCAUUUUUUCAGCAGAAAUGAUAAACUUAUCAUCGACCCCAAAAAUGGCUGAAACCUCCUCAAGUAUUCAUUUUUAAGGCACUUAUUCAGGUGGUUUUUCAAAUUAAAGUCACUCUGAAGCUAGAAUAAACUGACAAAUCAAAUCAUCACUAAAGAAAAAAAAAAAGGCAGUUAAUUGCCUGC
Molecule: messenger RNA, 3760 nt
Organism: Toxotes jaculatrix (banded archerfish)
Lineage: Eukaryota; Metazoa; Chordata; Actinopteri; Toxotidae
Gene: cadm1a
Product: cell adhesion molecule 1a
Exons: 12
Coding region: 10-1338 (442 amino acids)
Biological process (GO): susceptibility to natural killer cell mediated cytotoxicity; detection of stimulus; cell recognition
Cellular component (GO): synapse; plasma membrane; neuron projection
Molecular function (GO): signaling receptor binding
Source: RefSeq, a predicted model, not a curated record